This is a messenger RNA of Anguilla anguilla (European eel), 2274 nucleotides long. It is a transcript of the gene zbtb16a, whose product is annotated as zinc finger and BTB domain containing 16a. Gene Ontology annotation, biological process: regulation of transcription by RNA polymerase II. The record is from RefSeq and is a predicted model, not a curated record. The transcript has 7 exons. Gene Ontology annotation, molecular function: protein binding; DNA-binding transcription factor activity, RNA polymerase II-specific; RNA polymerase II cis-regulatory region sequence-specific DNA binding. The coding region runs from base 229 to 2265 and encodes 678 amino acids. Lineage: Eukaryota; Metazoa; Chordata; Actinopteri; Anguilliformes; Anguillidae.
AUUGUGUUGAUUUGCUAACCCGAAAGCAGAGACGAGUUAGUGCGUGAGAGAGCGGGUACUGUGAACUGCGUUACUAUGCUGUUGCCCUAAUAACUACACAUUGGGGACUAAACGUGCAAACUAGAUUAUAACCUUAUCUCAUUUACAAAGAUUACUGAACAAGCACCGACCAGGGGUGGGAGUUGGAGGACAGCCCCAUGUGUUGGUUUGGCGGAUUUCGGAGACGUUAUGGAUUUGACUAAAAUGGGUAUGAUCCAACUCCAGAACCCGAGCCACCCCACGGCACUCCUGCAGAAGGCCAACCAGAUGCGCCUGGCAGGAACGCUGUGCGACGUGGUCAUCAUGGUGGACAGCCACGAGUUCCACGCCCACCGGACCGUGCUGGCCUGCACCAGCAAGAUGUUUGAGAUCCUGUUCCACCGCAACAGCCAGCACUACACCCUGGACUUCCUCUCGCCAAAGACCUUCCAGCAGAUCCUGGAGUACGCCUACACUGCCACGCUCCAGGCCAAAGUGGAGGACCUGGACGACCUGCUGUACGCGGCCGAGAUCCUGGAGAUCGAGUACCUGGAAGAGCAGUGUCUCAAGAUCCUGGAGACCAUCCAGUCCUCGGACGAGAACGACACGGAGGUCAGCAUGCACGACGGCGGCGGCGGCGAGGACGACGACGACCGCAAGGCCCGACACGGGAAGAAUGCGCUGAUGUCCAAGAAGCACCAUUCCAUGGAGGAGGGCGGCUACGCGGCCUCCGCCCAGCAGGGCCCGGGCCUGGCCGGCAUGGUGGAGCAGAGCCCCUCCGUGUCCACCUCCUUCAGCCUCUCCACCAUGUCCCCCACCAAGGCGGCGGUGGACAGCCUCAUGAGCAUCGGCCAGUCCCUGCUGCAGGCCGGCAUGCAGCACAGCGCCAGCGGGGACCUGCUGGCCCAGGGCAACCCCCAGCCGCUGCUGGCCGAGGUGAAGACGGAGAUGAUGCAGGUGGACGAGGCGGGGGGGCGGGAGAGCCCCCGCGCCGCGGAGUCGGGGGGCUCCUCCAGCAACGGGGACAGGGGCGGGGACCCGGACAGGAACCGGGACGGCCCGGGCACCCCCACCAGGAGCAGCGUGAUCACCAGCGCCCGCGAGCUGCACUACGCCCGGGACGAGGGCGCGGGCGGCGACCCGCAGGGCGAGGCGGGCCCCAUGGGGCUGGAGGGCCUGGGCGUGGGACCGGGCGGCCUGACGGAAAAGCACCUGGCCUCCCUGUACGGCGUGCCCGCCAACCACAAGAGCGAGGCGGCGCUGUCCAUGCCCGGCUCGGUGGCCUCGUCCCUCGGCAUGCCCCCGGGCCUGGCCAUGUCCAUGGACUUCAGUGCCUACGGGGCGCUCCUGCCCCAGAGCUUCAUCCAGAGAGAGUUCUUCAGCAAGCUCGGCGAGCUGGCCAGCGGCAUCAAGACGGACGGCCGGGGCCAGAACGAGCGGUGCAACGUGUGCGGCGUGGAGAUGCCGGACAACGACACCGUGGAGCAGCACAGGAAGCUUCACAGCGGGAUGAAGACCUACGGAUGCGAUCUGUGUGGUAAACACUUCCUGGACAGCCUGCGCCUGAGGAUGCACUUGCUGUCUCACUCCGCUGACGCCAAGGCCAUCGUCUGCGACCAGUGCGGCGCCCAGUUCCCCAAGGAGGACGCCCUGGAGGCCCACAGGCAGAUACACACAGGUUCAGACAUGGCUAUCUUCUGCCUGCUGUGUGGUAAGCGCUUCCAGACGCAGACGGCCCUGCAGCAGCACAUGGAGGUCCACGCCGGCGUGCGCAGCUACAUCUGCAGCGAGUGCAACCGCACCUUCCCCAGCCACACCGCCCUCAAGCGCCACCUCCGCUCCCACACGGGUGACCACCCGUUCGAGUGCGAGUUCUGCGGGAGCUGCUUCCGUGACGAGAGCACGCUGAAGGGCCACAAGCGCAUCCACACGGGGGAGAAGCCCUACGAGUGCAACGGCUGCGGCAAGAAGUUCAGCCUCAAGCACCAGCUGGAGACGCACUACCGCGUGCACACAGGAGAGAAGCCCUUCGAGUGCAAGCUGUGCCACCAGCGGUCGCGGGACUACUCGGCCAUGAUCAAGCACCUGCGCACCCACAACGGGGCCUCGCCCUACCAGUGCACCAUCUGCCUGGAGUACUGCCCCAGCCUGUCGGCCAUGCAGAAGCACAUGAAGGGCCACAAGCCCGAGGACAUCCCGCCCGACUGGAGGAUAGAGAAGACCUACCUGUACCUGUGCUACGUCUGAGCGGGGGCG